This is a messenger RNA of Gracilinanus agilis (Agile Gracile Mouse Opossum), 780 nucleotides long. It is a transcript of the gene SYCP3, whose product is annotated as synaptonemal complex protein 3. The coding region runs from base 16 to 780 and encodes 254 amino acids. The record is from RefSeq and is a predicted model, not a curated record. NCBI's taxonomy places the organism in Eukaryota, Metazoa, Chordata, Mammalia, Didelphimorphia, Didelphidae. Gene Ontology annotation, biological process: spermatid development; meiotic cell cycle. The transcript has 7 exons. Gene Ontology annotation, cellular component: synaptonemal complex.
AGAAUCUGCCUAGUUAUGGCACCCUCAGGAAGAAAACAUGUAGGGAAAUCUGGGAAGCCAGCAAUGGAAGCUCAAGGGAGCCGAGCUUAUGACUUUGAUAAAGAAGACAAGAAAGAUCUAAGUGGUUCUGAGGAAGAUGCUAGGGAAGGAGAAACUUCAGUAGUUGAAAAGCAUGGGAAAAAAAGACCUUCUACAGUUAUUAAUCAUGGAGCAGUUGAAGAAGAUAUGGGGGGUGAAGUACAGAAUAUGUUGGAAAGAUUUGGAGCUGAUAUUAACAAGGCUCUUCUUGCAAAGAGGAAAAGAUUGGAAAUGUAUACUAAGGCUUCUCUUAAAACUAGUAAUCAGAAAAUUGAGCAUGUUUGGAAAACACAACAAGAACAGAGGCAGAAACUCAACCAUGAAUAUUCUCAACAGUUCCUGACAUUAUUUCAGCAGUGGGAUGUGGAUGUUCAGAAAGCUGAGGAACAGGAAGAGAAACUAGCUAAUAUGUUUCGACAACAACAAAAGGUUUUUCAGCAAGCCAGAAUAGUUCAGAGCCAGAGACUGAAAACAAUCAAACAGCUGUAUGAACAGUUCUUAAAGGUCUGGUAUGUGCAGUCUCGCGCUGCUGCUGUUCAUGUGGUGCCACUGAAUUGCCGUUCCAAACACGUGAGCACUAUGAGCACUGCCGCGGGUAACCAUCACUUGUGCGAUUGGUCAAUCGCAAGGCCAAAGCAUGGAAUGGCAGCAGGAGUUCUGGCUACUGGCAGCACUACCAGUAGAUUUUGGAGCAUGCUAUGA